AUUUUUCAGAGUCAUGGAAUCAUGAAAAACAAAAUGACUCAUCUUUCAUUCAUAAUUUCAUAACCUUUACAUAAUGAACUAUAAAUCUUAUGAUUAAUAAUAAAUUAUUCUAUGUAAAAUUAAAACUACUUCUCUUUUUGCUCAGAAGAAACUAUGCAAGGUCUCGAACCAUACCCACAUAAUACAAAUUCAAAAUAUUGAUUACAUCUUCAUCAGCCAUAAUAUCCUUUAACCCUACCGCUAUAACGUAGCAAAACUCUUUCCAUAUUCUUCUGUGAAUUUAUAAGUGCUAUUAAAUAAAAUACGGAGCUUUCAGUACGAAGUGAAACGCACCUUUCACCAGAAUCGCUUAAUUAAUAUUAACUCUGUCACCGUACACCUUUACAACGUUUUUAAGCCUUUUGUGAACUGUAAGGCCCCGAUUAAAAUGCAUGUACAGCAUAAACCUAUAUAUUGAGGCAGAAAAUAAAGGUAAGAAAUAAGAUUAGUGAUUCAUUUCGGUGUUCGUGACCUCGGGGACUGUUGCAUGAUUAAUUUAUGCAGUUUGAUAUGUGUGAAUGACGUUCUUAAGGUGCUUGAACACUUGUACGUAACAUAAAUAUUAAGUGGGGUUGGCCAAUGGGGCAAAACGAUGUUGUUUUCCCCCCCACAACCCAAGUUUUGACAAUAUUAAAAUCCAUCAAAUUUAUAUUUGAAAUUAGCUUCUGCCCGCGGUUUCACCCGCGUCUCAAAUGAUGACAAAAACUAACUUAUGUCCUUCCCCCGGGUCUAAGCUACCUCUCCUCUAAUUUUCAUCUUAAAGGGACCAGCUAUUCUUUAGUUAUAAAAUGUGUAAAUAACACGACAUUCUUUUAUAUAUACCUAUAGAUUACAUCCUCUGUUUGAUAUGUUUGCUAGAUACGCGUCAUCUAGUCCCUAUAACCAUAUUCAACAUGAAUUUCAAACAUGGAAGUCAAGUCCAGCAUUUUCGUUUUGUAAAUCGCGGUUUUGUGGUGAUCCACUAGCUAGCUUAACAGGCGAGCCACGAAACCGCACCGUGAAGCUCGCUCGUUGAUCACAAGCUUAAAGAUAACAUUUCAACGUAAUUUUGAACGAGAUUUUUUGCCAGUCAUUUGUUUUGAGGAAUUUGAAGAAAGAAUGUUAGUCUUGUUCUUGCAUUUGUUUAAAAAGAGGCUUUGAAGAGUUUCUUAGUCAUGGAUUCGAAAAAUGGAAUACACAAGUACAAUUCUUUCUGUCUUGAUUUGUAUACUGGAAAACAGUGACUAAAAAUUGACCAGAAAUCCAGGUUUGUAAUAGAAUCUGUCAAACGGGAAAUCACUAACCUAUCUUCCGUAAUACUUGAUAAUAUUAACCAAUACUUGCAUACUCCUAUUUUUCUAAAAGAAAACAUACUUGGCCUUGGAACAAAAAGUGGACUGAUGAUGUCUGUUAGAACAAACCCUUCAACCAACUCUUAACCCCUUAUCAUAAAAUCGCUGACCCCAAAAACAGAGAACUGAAAUUUCACAUCGUAGCAGUUUACUAGUAUCCUUAAUUUGAUAUUGAAUAUUUAACGGUUCACAAGGUCUUGCUUACAUCUCACUUAAGGGGUCGUUAAGUGUUUUCGAAAGUCGCCAUUAGACUGAAAUAUGAAUUAAUGGCGUUGGAGCGACGCUGCGGCGUCAUCGGUAUACCACGUCAAGAGGUGUCUAGGGAAUAGAGAUGGUGUAGAGUGGAUUUCUAUGGAUAUUUUUUUAGUGUAGGAAUUAUGUUCGGUCGAGUGGCCAGUGUUACUAUCGUAGUAAACGGAGGUUUUUUUUAGAAAUAUCUAAUGAUAUGAGUAUUUGAACAUUUGAAUGGAGAGAGAUAGAACAGUGUAACACUUCUUAGUUGCCACUUACUGGGCCUGCACUUGACUGCCUGCAUACUGAUAUACAUAAAACUUAAGGAUGUAGGAAAUAUCUGUUAUCAAAAAAAAAACAUAAGUAAAUAAAUUAGGAAAAGAAUAAAAUUAUUAAUACAUGCAUUUUAUGGUAAAUAAAUAGAUUUAUACAAAAACGUAUUAAUGACAAAAAGAAGACCUUAAAAAAUAACAAACAAAAAAAAUACACACAUUGCGACUCCACCCCACUAUAUUGACAAACGGGCAUAACCAAGUAAGCUGAGACGGUUGGCCUUAUGAUUGAUUAUUGCCCAUUCUGUACCCGGCUUUCACGUGGCUCAUUCUACCCGACCGACGCAACGAGUAUACCCCUUUCUAUAUUUGGAAACAAAGGCACCACUAUGAACAAAGAAGAACAUGGUUUUCGGGUUUACAAUACCAAUACGGUUCACAAAAAUGAAACGCGUAAGAGAGAAAUGUUUCAGCGAAUUGAUGAGAAGGAUGGUAUUAAAGAAUAUGACGCGAAAGAUCUCUAUGGUCCGGAGAUAACUGAUAAAGAUGGGGCCUUGCUGGAUGCUCACGACAGUUUCUAUAUCACCACGAAGAGUUUGCUUGUGCUUUUUCAAAUCAUGGGAGUUAUGCCUAUCAUGAGAGUGCCUAAGAACGCACAAACAACUAAGAGAACCACUUUCAACUGGAUUUCGAAGGCGACACUAUGGGCCUACUUAGUAUGGAGUUUGGAAUGCAUCAUUGUGGUCAAAGUGGGCCGGGAACGCUUAGCGAAUUUCCAAAGCAGUGCUAAUAAGAGAUUUGAUGAAGUCAUCUAUAAUAUUAUAUUUCUGAGCAUUUUGAUCCCACAUUUUCUUCUGCCUAUCGCAUCGUGGAGGCAUGGGCCUCAAGUCGCUAUAUUCAAAAAUAUGUGGACACAUUAUCAGCUGAAAUACCUAAAGAUCACUGGGACCCCCAUAGUGUUCCCCAACCUGUAUUCUCUAACUUGGGGUCUAUGUGUGUUCUCAUGGGGUCUCAGCUUUGCCGUGAUCCUCUCUCAGCAUUACUUGCAAGAUGACUUCGAGCUGUGGCAUUCCUUCGCUUAUUACCAUAUCAUUGCUAUGUUGGAUGGAUUUUGUUCACUAUGGUACAUAAACUGCAAUGCAUUUGGCACCGCAUCCCGCGGGCUUGCCAUGAAUCUGCACAAGGCUCUGGAAGCUGAACACCCGGCGCUCAAAGUAGCACAAUACCGACAUCUGUGGGUCGAUCUGUCGCAUAUGAUGCAACAGUUGGGUCGUGCUUACUCAAAUAUGUACGGCAUCUACUGCAUGGUGAUUUUCUUCACCACCACAAUAUCUCUGUACGGUGCGUUAUCAGAGAUCCUAGAACACGGGAUGAGUUACAAGGAGAUGGGUUUGUUCGUCAUCGUGGGGUACUGCAUGACAUUACUGUUUAUUAUCUGUAAUGAAGCGUAUCAUGCUUCGAGGAAGGUUGGUUUGGAGUUCCAAGUGCGUCUGCUAAACGUGAACCUGGGAGCAGUAGACAGGAGCACACAGCGUGAAGUCGAGAUGUUCCUCGUGGCCAUCUCCAAGAACCCGCCCAUCAUGAACCUCGACGGAUUCACCAAUAUCAACCGGGAACUGUUUACUGCUAACGUGUCCUUCAUGUCAACAUAUCUCAUUGUGCUGAUGCAGUUCAAGCUUACCCUGCUCCGGCAAAGUGCCAGGAAGACUCUCAAGACCAUCGUCAGAGCGGUGUUCAAUACUACCACGACUAUUCUCGAUGAUGAUUUUACUGAUGACGUUGAUGAAGAAUAAUUUAAUGCACCUACUUCAUGUGAAAUGCUCAUGAAUAAGCAGCAUUGUUUUUAUAUGUAUUUUUAAUGAGGUAUUAUAAUCACAGGUUUAGUAUCGCACAAUUAUUGACAUGACAUUAAUAA
Messenger RNA from Helicoverpa zea (corn earworm), 3788 nucleotides. It is a transcript of the gene Gr21a, whose product is annotated as gustatory and odorant receptor 22. The record is from RefSeq and is a predicted model, not a curated record. Gene Ontology annotation, cellular component: neuronal cell body; membrane; axon. Bases 2158 to 3666 code for a protein of 502 amino acids. The transcript is spliced from 9 exons. Lineage: Eukaryota; Metazoa; Arthropoda; Insecta; Lepidoptera; Noctuidae. Gene Ontology annotation, biological process: sensory perception of taste.